Thelazia callipaeda (thelaziosis nematode) is the source of this 480-nucleotide messenger RNA. NCBI's taxonomy places the organism in Eukaryota, Metazoa, Nematoda, Chromadorea, Rhabditida, Thelaziidae. The record is from the annotation of a GenBank genome assembly.
AUGUCAGCAGCUCUCAUCAUUUUUAUCAGUAUCAGUGGGGACGAUGAAACAAAGUGUGACAGCAGCUUGCUUGACUCUUGUAAACUCAUCGAUCUGCAGAGAGAUUAUCGAUCGAUCGAUCAAUUGAGAGGCGCGUGGAGUGAACAAACUGAUAUUGGUGAUGAUGAGUUUGAUUUGAAUGGUAUUUCGUGCGUUUUGGCUGCGUUCAGUUGGAAAUAUGAUAAUUGUGAUGUUUUGAGUUAUAAUGUGCUGUAUAGAUUGAUGGUGAUGAUGGCAAAUCGUGGUAGACUUAUUCGGUUAAUCAUGUCUUCUUGCGGAGAAAAGAGAAGAGACGAGUAUGAGUGUUCACUUUUUUAUUACUAUUUUUGGUUAUUAUUGAUGUGUUUAAUCGACGCUGCAAUGAUGGAAGACAAUCUAUUUUCAAUUGAAAGAAGAUCUGGUGCGAAGUGUGCAAUGUCCGACACAAUUGGACAAGAUUAG